Molecule: messenger RNA, 1311 nt
Organism: Closterium sp. Naga37s-1
Lineage: Eukaryota; Viridiplantae; Streptophyta; Zygnematophyceae; Desmidiales; Closteriaceae
Source: the annotation of a GenBank genome assembly
AUGUUGGCGCUGGGCGUGGAGGGGUCGGCGAACAAGCUGGGCGUGGGCGUGGUGCGUAGUGAUGGGAGCAUUCUGAGCAACCCGCGCUGCACGUACAUCACGCCGCCCGGCCACGGCUUCCUCCCGCGCGAGACGGCGGCGCACCACCAGCAGAAAAUUCUGCCGCUCGUGGAGCGCGCGCUGCGCGAGGCGGGCAUAGCACCGGGGGACAUAGACUGUCUGUGCUACACCAAGGGGCCGGGCAUGGGUGCCCCUCUGCAGGCUGUUGCCAUCGUCAUCCGCACGCUCGCCCAGCUGUGGGGCAAGCCCAUAGUCCCAGUGAACCACUGUGUGGCGCACAUAGAGAUGGGGCGCUGCGUGACUGGCGCCCAUGACCCCGUGGUGCUCUACGUCAGCGGAGGCAACACGCAGGUGAUAGCAUACUCAGAGGGCCGCUACCGCAUAUUCGGGGAGACCAUUGACAUCGCCGUGGGCAACUGUCUGGACCGCUUCGCACGUGUGCUCAACAUCUCCAACGACCCCAGCCCGGGCUACAACAUCGAGCAGCUGGCGAAGCAGGGCAAGCGGUACGUGGAGCUGCCGUACGUGGUGAAGGGCAUGGACGUGUCAUUCUCAGGCCUCCUCACCGCAGUUGAAGGCCUGGCUCAGCGCGUCGCUGCACCGGACGCCGUGGGGGAGGAUGGCUCCACCGCGGCUGACCUCUGCUUCUCCCUGCAGGAAACCAUCUUUGCAAUGCUGGUGGAGACGACCGAGCGGGCCAUGGCACAUUGCAACAAGCGCGACGUGCUUAUAGUGGGGGGCGUGGGCUGCAACAUUCGCCUGCAGGAGAUGAUGCAGCAGAUGUGCUUAGAACGAGGGGGAAGGCUCUUUGCCACAGACGACCGGUACUGCAUUGACAACGGAGCCAUGAUUGCUUACACAGGCCUGCUGGCGUUUCAGCAUGGCGGGCUCAGCAUGACUGUUCCUAUCGAGGAUUCGACUUGCACUCAGCGGUUUCGAACCGAUGAGGUGGAGGCGGUGUGGAGGGAAGGAGAGGGGAGGAAAGGAGAGGGGAUGGAGGGGCUGGAUGGAGGAAGAGGUGUGGGAGUGGGGGUUGCAGCACGGGAUGGAGAGCGGAAGCAUGGGGUUGAGAAUGGAGAUGCGGUUGGAAUUGGUGGGAAGGGGUGUGCAGGUGAGCAGGAGGGGUUGGGAGCGGUGGAUCAUGUGGCAGGGCAUUUAGAAAAGAAGCUCAAAGCUGGUGGGGAGGAGAGAAGGGAAGAGAGGGAAGAGAAGGCAGCAAAAGAGGAGCCCUCUCUUAUGCUGGUAGGCUGA